Molecule: messenger RNA, 2106 nt
Organism: Trichobilharzia szidati
Lineage: Eukaryota; Metazoa; Platyhelminthes; Trematoda; Strigeidida; Schistosomatidae
Source: the annotation of a GenBank genome assembly
CCGCGCCACUCAAUUUUCAAUAAAUCGUUUACAUUAAACAUUGAACAAUUAACUAUUUUAAACAAUCUUAAGUGAAGAAUAUUCAAAUACGGAUUUAUAUAUUUUAAAGUAAAAUAAAAUAAAAUUACAGUAUUAUGACAAUUAAAAAUUAUCAAAAAAUGAAAAUAAACUUUUUCAGAAAAUGAUUUCAUCAGUCAUGAAGUCGAUUUCAUCAGUAUUAAAACAAAUGAACAUUUUAACAAUACAUAAUAAUAAUAUUAAUAAUAAUAAUAAGAGGAUGAAUAGAAGACGUCAGUUACAUCAUCGACAACCAUCUUUAAAUGGAUUAUUUAUUUUCAUUUUAUUAAUAUAUUCAUUGACAAUUGAAAGUACAAAUGCAUUUGGAAAUAUGGGUUAUUGGUGGAAUUUAGGUCUUCUGUCUUGGAGAACAAUACAUCAAAGUCCUGCUUUCCUGUUGGCACCGAAACCGCUUUGUUUACGUGUUCAAGGCUUAACUCAUUCACAAGCCCAACUAUGCCAAAGAUAUUUUGAUCAUAUGCCUGUAAUAAGUAUCGGGGCAAAAUUAGGCAUUUAUGAAUGUCAACGACAAUUUCGUUUUCGACACUGGAAUUGUAGUUCUGAUAAUGAAGCUUCAGCAUUCGGUCCAGUCACUUUAACUGGUAGUCGUGAGGCUGGUUUUGCACAUGCAAUAUCUGCUGCCGGUGUUGUACAUGCUUUAGCUAGAAGUUGUAAAGAAGCUCGUCUAUACUCUUGUGGUUGUUCAAAAGCUGAUCGACCUGAUCAACUACAUCGUGAUUGGAUAUGGGGUGGUUGUGGUGAUAAUAUAGCCUAUGCAUAUCGAUUUGCUAAAGCAUUUAUUGAUAUUAGGGAGAAGGAGAAAAGUUAUCCAAGACAUUCAAAUGAAUUGGCACGUAUGUUAAUGAAUUUGCAUAAUAAUAGAGCAGGUCGUUUGGCUGUCUAUAAACUUGCUUCAGUAGCGUGUAAAUGUCAUGGUGUUUCUGGUUCAUGCAGUCUACGAACUUGCUGGACCCAGUUAUCACCUUUCACACGUAUUGGUCGAUAUCUUCGUCAAGGUUAUGAUGAAGCUGUAAAAGUGAAAUUCAACAAACGCGGAACAAAACUCCGCCGGGCAAGUAGACAGUUACGUCGUGUUACUCCAGAUCAUAUCACAUAUCUGGAUGAAUCAUCAAACUAUUGUGAAUAUGAUCCAAUUACUCAGAGUCCAGGUACACGUGGUCGUGAAUGUCUACCAAAUAGUACAGAUCAAGCGAGUUGUGCCACACUGUGUUGUAAUCGUGGUUCACACACCCUGUUACGUGAAGUACGUGAGAAAUGUCAUUGUCAGUUUAAUUGGUGUUGUCGAGUCGAGUGUCAAACAUGCGUUAAAACAGAAGAAUAUCAUGUAUGUAAUUGAGUUGAAUUUCAUCGAAAAUUUUAAAAAAUAUACAAUUUAUGCAUUUUUUUUCUAUAUAUAUUAUUUCUAUUUUGAAUUCCUACCUCAUUAAUUAUUAUUAUUAUUAAAAUUGAUUCUCAAAGCGCGUCUUCAUAUUUAUCAAGUAUACUAAAACUGAUAUUCUCAAGUUCAAAAAAUAUUUGGUGUAUUCUAACCAUUCACCUUAUUAUUAUUAUUAUUACACAUACAUAUAAUAUUGCAUUUUUUGAGUUUAAUCCCCCUCCAGACUCAUAAAUCCAGAUCAUUAUAGUGCUGGCAUAUGACGUGUAUUUGUUCAACACAUUGCUUUUCACAAAGCUUUGAGUGUUUUAACUCUUAAGUCAUCGAAAGGUAUACAUUUAUGUAUACCGGACCGCUUCCUCCCUCUCUCUCUUCAAUCUGUCAAUCCUGAGUGAUGAACUCAUCAUUUUUACAAAUUCAUUCACAUAAAUUGUAGAUACUACUCAUAUACUGUUGGCCUACAUAUAAUAUACUACUUAAAGAAAAAGAAAAGUAUUGUGUUGUAAUCACUUGUAAUUUUUAAUGCUUAUUACUUGCCUAUUGUAUUCUAAUCUAUUACAUCAUUAAUUUUAUUGCAUGUGUGUGUGUGCGUGAUAUAAUCUGUGCAUUGUUGAGCAGCAAUCAUGUUUCUUUCGGGAUUCUUUGAAGGAAUG